AUGCCCAUGCACAGCAGCCUCAUCCCCCGCGAGGGCUUCACCUUCGAUAUAAUCGCCCGGGUGGUGCGUGCUACGGCCUUGAACCCAGCCGUACUGCUGCCCAUCAUCACGCUCGCCCUCUUCACCAGGAAGGGUCAGGAGCUGUCGAUACUGCAUCCGGCGGUGGGAAAGUUGCUGCGCAGCCUGCUGUACGCGGGUUUGUGGCGCGUGCUGAGCGAGUGGCUGUCGGACGGGAUGCUCAAUGGCUGGGUGGGCGACAGCUACGACUGGACCGAGGAGGUUGUGCUGAUUACGGGAGGAGCGGGCGGCAUAGGCGGCGAGAUGGUCAAGCUGUUCGAGGAGAAGGGAAUAACCGUCGUGGUCCUCGACGUUCAGCCCCUGACUUUUACCACGUCCUCCAACGUUCACUACUAUCAGUGUGACCUCCGCGCGGCGCACAACGUCGAGGCCGUGGCGGCCAGGAUCCGCGCCGAGGUGGGCUCGCCCACCGUGGUGAUCAACAACGCCGGCGUUUCGCGCGGCAGGUCGGUCCUGGACUCGACGGCCGACGACGUGCGCUUCACGUUCGACGUCAACGCGCUGGCGCCCUUCUGGGCGGCCCAGACCUUCGUCCCCGACAUGGUGGCCCGAGACCACGGCAUGUUCGUCACCGUCUCGUCGCUGAGCGCCCACAUGCCCAUGCCCAAUAUGGUCGACUACGCCGCCUCCAAGGCCGGCUCCGUGAGCCUGCAUGAGGGCCUGACGGCUGAGCUGCGCGCUGUCCACGGCGCCCACCGCGUGCGCACCGUCCUCGUCCAGACCGGCCAUGUCGCCACCCCGCUCUUCCGUGGCUUCCGGCAGGACUUCGGCUUCCUCAUGCCCAAGCUCUGCCCCGAGACUGUUGCCGAGGCCGUCGUCCACAAGGUUCUCUCCGGCACGAGCGGGUCCGUCACGCUCCCCGCUUUCGGUAGCUUGGCCACCAGCCUUCGAUCCUGCCCCGACUGGUUCCAGUACUAUCUCCGCCCCAGGUUCGGGAGAAGGUCUCGCUGGGAUGGCCGUCAGGUCAUCGAGGAUAUCUCACCUCCCUAUGAGACUAACAAGGCUAGUAGAAGUAGCCUGGGAGAGAGUGAUGUCGGCGAGAGCACCGUCUUGGUGUCUUCCCAGGACCACAAAGAGUAA
This is a messenger RNA of Geosmithia morbida, 1158 nucleotides long. Its product is annotated as Short-chain dehydrogenase. Bases 1 to 1158 code for a protein of 385 amino acids. The record is from RefSeq and is a predicted model, not a curated record. NCBI's taxonomy places the organism in Eukaryota, Fungi, Ascomycota, Sordariomycetes, Hypocreales, Bionectriaceae. Gene Ontology annotation, molecular function: oxidoreductase activity, acting on the CH-OH group of donors, NAD or NADP as acceptor. The transcript is spliced from 2 exons.